Messenger RNA from Rhineura floridana, 2847 nucleotides. RefSeq names its product R-spondin 2 (gene RSPO2). The record is from RefSeq and is a predicted model, not a curated record. The transcript is spliced from 6 exons. NCBI's taxonomy places the organism in Eukaryota, Metazoa, Chordata, Lepidosauria, Squamata, Rhineuridae. The coding region runs from base 1424 to 2149 and encodes 241 amino acids.
UAUUUUCAAUUUCAGGCUCUGCUUUGAAUUAAUAUGAUGAAACUAGUUUAUACUGAAUCAGGCCGUUAGCCCAUCCACCUCAUGGACUAAGACUCUGACCGGCAGCAACUACCUGCUCUGACUGUUAGCAUCGUUCCAGGGUCUCAGAUAGGGAUCUGCUACUCAAGAGCUUUUAACUGAAGCCAGGAAUGCAGCCUGAGAUCUUGGAUACGGAAAGAACGUGCUGUAUCACUGGACCUACAACUCUACGUCCUCGUCCUGCACCAUCCUCUUAAGAGCUACAUGACAGGCAACAAUGACACUAGUGAAGCUUAACCCACCUCACUGCAUCUCCAAGCUAGGGGUGGCGUGGAGAUAAGUUCCUAUCACUGCCGGUCAUGCGCCUUUCAAAAGGUCCAGGGGACCCACCUCUAGCGACGAAGCUAACCUGGGGCGUUAGGAGGAAGGCUGAGACGCAUAAGGCCUCACCUCACCAGGCGGCGGCGGUGGCGAAAUACUGUGGAGCACAGCGCCACCUACUUCCCGCUGCCUCCGGGCCAGCGCCCGAGGAACAACCCUGAGUGGCAGAAGGGGUGGAUUUGCGCACAUGAUCCUAGAGCUUGUAUAAGAGAACUAGCGGGAAAGAAGGAGCCGGCAGCUCGUCCGGCCAAUUGGAGGAGAACUUCACUCACCUCUCUGCCGCAGCUUCGCCAGACAGGGCUGACGGGCUCCCUUCCUGGAAGGGCGCGCGGGGGCGAGUGCGAGUCCCCAAGGCGAGCUGAUUAGCGGCAGCCCCAGCCCCCAAACUUUGCUGGGCAGUCCACGUGUUUCCAGGCUGGUUAGUGGGGACGGAGGGGAGGCGCUCGCCCGACCUGCCGCCGGGGGAACGAAGAAGCUGGCGGGCUGCACGAAAAGGGGCAGCUCGCUGCUGUCGUCUCCCCCCAGCCCCCCGCCGCCGCCGCCGCCCGCUCUCGUGGGAGGUAAAAAGCGGCUCUCCGGCGCUUUGCGUGCGCAGCGGGCAGCGUUUGCGCCUCGCCAGUCCCUGAUUCAAAAUUAGAGCUUUCUCUUUCGGUCCGCGCUGCAGGGAUUGUGUUUCUGUCUGUCAUUUAAAGCGCCUCUGCGCGUCUCGGCUGUUCAGGGCGCGCUCGGCUGUUCAGGGCGCGCUCGGCUGGUCGGUCGAGUCAAUCAGCGUGACUCUCAGUUUGCGAUCGAAGGACAUGCGCGAAAUUGCCGGGACUUUGCAGGCUCUGCGAAGGAGCUCCGGGGGCGUGUGAGUGGCGCCUGGCCGGUUCUUCUGCCGCCGCCGCCGCGCGCUUUCUGCCUGCCUGUCACCUGAGGAGACGACUUCCGAGGGUGGUAGGUUUGUUGUAACUCUGCUACCGGCGAGUUGCAGCUCCGUUCUCUUUGCGGUGCUGCUGCUGUUGCGAGGCCCCGGAGCCGAAGGAUGCAGUUCCGCUUGUUCUCCUUUGCUCUGAUCAUCCUGAACUGUAUGGAUUACAGUCACUGCCAAGGCAGCCGCUGGAGACGCAGCAAGAGAGCUAACUAUGGACCGAAUCCAAUUUGCAAAGGUUGUUUGUCUUGCUCAAAGGACAAUGGAUGCAUCAGAUGUCAGCAUAAGUUCUUCUUCUUUCUGCGAAGAGAAGGAAUGAGACAAUAUGGGGAAUGCUUGAAUUCCUGCCCACCAGGGUACUACGGUCUCCGAGCCCCAGACAUGAACAGAUGUUCAAGAUGCAGAAUAGAGAACUGUGACUCUUGCUUCAGUCGAGAUUUUUGCACCAAGUGCAAGCCUGGGUUUUAUCUCUACCGAGGUCGAUGCUUCGAAGAAUGCCCUGAUGGCUUUGCACCAUUAGAGGAGACCAUGGAAUGUGUGGAAGGCUGCGAAGUGGGCCCUUGGAGCGAAUGGGGAACGUGCAGCAGAAACAACAAGACAUGUGGAUUUAAGUGGGGUUUGGAAACGAGGACAAGGCAAAUUGUGAAAAAGCCAGCAAAGGACACGAUACCAUGCCCAACCAUUGCAGAGUCCAGAAGAUGUAAAAUGGCCCUGAGGCACUGUCCAGGAGGAAAGAGAACGCCAAAGACGAAGGACAAGAAGAAGAAGAAAAAGAAUUUAAUGGAGCGGGCGCAGAAGCAGCACAGCCUCUUCUUAGCUACGGACCGAGCUGCUCAGUAGAGACUUUUGUCAUGCUGCCUAAACAUGUGGGAUAUUUUGUUGUUGUUGUGAUUCAUAUUUUUGCAAAAUGCACAGAAGCUGCUACCUGCUCCUGCACACCGAUGCACUGCGAUUCAGCUGCUUUGACAGUAUUGGUUGCAAAUAACUUGUGGAGGGGGAAAUAUAUCCACAAGCUUGUUUGCGUGUGUGUUAUUUAUACUUUUGUUGUUGUUGUUGUUGUUGUUGCUGUUAUUCCCUAAACCUGGAGACUCCAGGUCAGAACAAGUGCGCUGAGUUGAAUCAGUGGAUGUGUGUCCAAAAGCUCUCUCUCUCUCCUUUUAGAGUUUUUUCUGUUUUACUUAAGUUGGUGCCUGCAAGAUGGUGGCAGCCAAUGUCUUGGCAUGGAACUCCGCAGCAGGAGCAUCAGGCUGCAAAUCACCAUUGGGUGAUGGGACUUGUGCAUAUUUAUAUAAGGAAAGGAAGUCAGGGGAGUUUAAAAUUGCAUUUAUGGCCUCUUGUUUCUCAUAUUGUACAUUUUCAAGAGUAAAUAACACUAAGCAGAUACUCAUAGAUAACUUUUGUCCUCAGCACCUGUUAUAUUGGAACAAUUGUAUAGUCAAACUGCUCUCGACUGAUAUAUCACAGGAGUUGCUGCUUAGGAUUUCCGGAGCACAGCUGUUCCCAUGUGUACAUAUUAUGCUGUCUACAUAUAAAUAAAC